Molecule: messenger RNA, 2731 nt
Organism: Anopheles funestus (African malaria mosquito)
Lineage: Eukaryota; Metazoa; Arthropoda; Insecta; Diptera; Culicidae
Product: E3 ubiquitin-protein ligase RFWD3
Exons: 2
Coding region: 162-2372 (736 amino acids)
Biological process (GO): protein ubiquitination; interstrand cross-link repair
Cellular component (GO): nucleus
Molecular function (GO): ubiquitin protein ligase activity; protein binding
Source: RefSeq, a predicted model, not a curated record
AAAGGAAACAAAAAAAUGACUGCGUUAUUUUGGCUCGCAAAUAGCAGCUGUCAUCUCCCUUGUUUACGCUUUUUUCAUUAGACGGUUUGUGUGCGUCCCAGUGCGUCCAUUUAGUUGAAAUUGUAACAAAUGCAGCUUUAGCACAAGUUUUACCGCCCGAAAUGGAGGAUUCAAACGAUGGAACAUCCGAAGAAGGGGAUGAGGGAACCAGUGGUAAUUCAACGCAAUCGCCUACUUCUUCCUUCGGCUAUGACGAACAAACGAACGAGGACAAUAAUGAUGAUAGCUUGAACGAUUUGUUUUUCCCACGGCCAAUCAAUGUGCUUGAUAAUCCGGUAGUGCACAUGGAAAUCGAGCUGGCACGCGUGCAGCAGGGUAUGUUGUCGCCAGUGAUAUUGCUGAGCAAUGUAAACAACGUGUCUGAGGUGCAAGCCACGAUCGAGAUCCGAACGGAUGGAGGCAACGAUGAGGAAGAUACGGAAACGAUCCCGCUAGGAUCGAACCCAAGCGUCGAGUCGGAUCGACAAGCAACAAACAACGUCCCGGAAGCACAGGCCACUAUCGAGAUCAGAACCGAAGGAAGCAAUACGGGAGAAAACACUGAACCGAUUCCUCUAGGAUCCACCCCGAAUGACGGUACGGAUGGACGAACAGCGAACAAUCUCCCGGGAGCGGUACAAGCACCGCGCGCAAAUAACUUCAACGAAGCCAACGAUGACGAAGAAAUUGUAGCGAUUGCGUUGGAAUUACUUUCACGCCAGAGACCACCGGAUCGUCAGUCCUCUGAACCCGUGGUACUGUCGGACAGUUCACCAAACCGAUCUGGAGAAAUGUUUACACCACGACGAAAAAAGCGGAAAAGAACUGUUUCACCUGUAAAAGUCGCCAGCGCAACGAUCCAUAAGAAGGAAGACGACGAAGAAGGAUUGCUCUGUUCGAUCUGUCUGGAUGAAUGGACGCUGACGGGCGAACAUCGGGUGGUAUCGCUUAAGUGUGGCCAUCUCUUCGGUAUGUCCUGUAUCAAACGCUGGAUGCAGGAUAAACCGGCCGCUAGUCGUAGCUGCGCAACGUGUAAAGCUCGUGCCACCAUGCGGGACAUCCGCUUUAUCUAUGCGCGCUGUGUCAAGGCGGUGGACAAUACGCGCGAGGAAGAGCUGAUGCAAGAGCUGAGCCGCGAGAAGCUGAAGGUGAUUGACCUGAACGUGAAGCUGCACAUAGCGAACGAGGAAAUUGUGCACCAACGCCACGUGAUCGCCACAAUGAAGCAAAAGUUUGAUGCGGUCAGCCGAGGGAUGGAUCUGUUUGGUGACAAAAAACCCGAAUCGUCGACGGAACGUCGAGUCUGCUACAAGCUGUUCCUGGAGAAGAACAUGGAGAUAACACGUGAACCGGGUUGUCGGGCGUUAGCAUAUUCGGCCAAACACCAGAUGUUGCUCAUUUCACAAAAGUCCACCCAACCGCUCUUUCCCGGCUUCUCCAUCCGGAUGGUGCAGGUGCCUGAGUUUACGGUGAGCACUGGUGCGACCUCGAUGCUGGUAUCGUCCCGAUCCGUACGUGACGUUGCCAUCGACGCGUCGGACGAUCUGUUCGCGUGUGCCACGAUGGAGAAGACGGUGAAGGUUUUUUCCAUCCAAAAUCGCACGGUUCAGUGCACGAUUACCCCGAGCCAGGAUGCGGUGCUGUGGUCCUGUGCGUUUGAUAAGGAGCGUCCCAACUUCCUUUACCUCGGAUCCCAUCGUGGUUCCGUGUACGUGUACGACAUUCGGCAGCCAGACCAACUGUUGGAGGAAUUCCGCGUGGGGCACGUACAGCAGGACUACACGGCCGUGAUAAAGAUCAGUCCUGUGGAACCUACCUCGACGAUUCCUUGCGGUGGGUUUCUGGUGUGCAAGCUUAAGUCCGUUUGGUUCUACGAGUACACACCGACCCAGCAGGUCGAAAGCCAUCUGCUUAACAUCACCGGUGCUUUUACCGCCAUGAGCUACAAUCCGGCUAGCGGGCUCAUACUGAUCAGUGUACGACCAACGGUAGACAAACCGACCACGUUGGUGUUGGCCUCGCUCGAGAAGCUUAACGGUGUGUUUGCGCUCAAGACGCAACACACAUUCGAAGGAUCUCGCGUACAAACCGUCAUGUAUCGUAGUGCACAGGUGUACCUGAACAAUGCGGACACAUUGGUAGCGUCGUACCUCGAGGAUGCAAAGAUGCUUUCCACCUGGUGCACCAAUAGCGGCCGCCGAUGGCUACAACAGCUACCGAUGGGCGAGGGCAUACUCGACAUUUGUCCGAUAACGCUAUCGACACCGGCACAAACGUAUCUGGCCGCACUCAGCGAAUGCCGGUGCCGCAUUUACCGCCUGAAUGUAGAGUGACACUGAGGUAACGCGCAAACACAGUUAGUGAUCGCGUGCACUCCUGUAAGAAGAAAUGGUCGGACUGGGUCCGGAACGAUUUGUACAUUUAAAUAAAAGGAGGGAAAACCGAAAGAAAUUCCAAACUACCGACUGUAUGAUAACUGUGCUGACUGCCAUUUAUUUCUGGAUUUGCUGGACAAUUUUGUUGAUGCAACGGUGUGCGAAUGCAUCACAAUGAUGGGUUCGCGCUUACUAUUGAUUUUGAUUUGAACUGCAGAAAUAAAUAGAUAUAUGUGUUACUUUUAAAAUAAUAAGCUUGGGUGUUUUUAUGGAACAACGCAAACACGUACAAAUAACGUUAAUAAUUUAGAAAACGA